UGUCUCAGGUUCAUAUCUCACUAGCUUCAGCCUACAGGAGCGAUUAGAAAUAAAUUAAAAAAAAUUGAAAAAUGAAAAUGAUAUAGAGAAAACUUUAAUUAAACCGCAUACAUCUGACAACAACAUGUAUCGAAUUCGCCAACUCCAACUCUCCAAUGACCACAAUUAACAACUUGGUAAAACAAGGACCAUAAUAGCCAAUACACAAAAUCUUUCACACUUUCACCGGCGAUAACAUCUUCAAUUCUCCGCCGGCGGCGGCGGUGGCAAUAAAGAAAAUGGGCGGCGGAGAAGGAAAAGAAGGAGACUGGGAGUGUGGUGGGUGUGAAAACAGAAACUAUGCAUUCAGAUCUUUUUGCAAUAGAUGUAAACAGCCACGUUUGCUUGUUGAUUCCAAAACUCCCUCUGAUUCUAAAUGGCUUCCUAGAAUCGGUGAUUGGAUCUGUUCUGGCUGCACUAACAACAAUUAUGCCUCGCGAGAAAAGUGCAAAAAGUGUGGACAAGCAAAGGAAGUAGCAGCUAUACCAGCACUUGCAAUGCCCGGGCCUUCUCUGCAAACUCAUCCACAUUAUUUUCCCAGGGUACAAGGACUACAACACCAAAGGUUGAACGGAGCUCUUCAACAGUCUAUUCCUCUGAGCCCCAGUUGGGUUUUAGGAGGUCCAGACAAAUACGGAGUUCAACGACCUUCAGCCUGGUCUAUGGGUCCUACAAAUGCAGUUCCAUAUGCACACCAAGUCAGCCAAGUUGUGGUUCCGAAAGGAUGGCGCAAUGGCGACUGGAUCUGCGCUUGUGGUUUUCACAAUUAUUCUUCUCGAGCACAGUGCAAAAAGUGUAAUGCUUCCAUGCCCCCAGCUCUGGGUACGAAACGAUUGGCAUCUGAAGACCUUGUUCAAGACUUGGAUAACAAACGACUAAAUGCUGGGCAGACAUUGCAGCUGCAGCCGUCAUAUCUACCACUUGGGCAGAUACCAAGUUCUUCAUACUUAACGCCUCUUCAGAUGGCGCCUUCAGCCAGUAAUCAAUCAGCUGGUCACAUUCAGCUUUAUUCUGAUGGAAUCUCAACCACAGUGCAACAUCCGCAACUCAGCCUGCAAUUGCCUCAUAUAAUGUCAAUGCCAGCACUUCCCCAGAAAGGGGCAAAGCAUUGGCGUGAUGGAGAUUGGAUGUGUGCAAACUGUGACAAUCACAACUAUGCAUCUCGAUCCCGUUGCAAUAAGUGUAAUACCCAAAAGGAAGGGCAUGUUCUCCCUGUAAGCGUUGCAUAGGAAAAUACACACAGUUGCAAAUCGGCGCAUACUUGGCAGCCAUUUUCUGCAGAUUUUAGUGAACUACUUGGCGCAUUGGAUAUCGAAAAAAGAGGUAUAUGUAGAAUUGAAGAUGAUAAAUAGUGACAAUUGUGGUUAUGCGGAGUGUAAGGAGUGUCUGUUGUUGAGGUAUAUUUCUGUUUCAUUGUGAAUUCUUGUAUAUCAUCAUCAUGGCCUUUCAAAACUUAUUUUGUAGCUCAUAGCUGAUAGCUAAGAUGUCGUUUUGUAACGAGUAAAUGAUAUCAUCUAGCUCACAAAAGUAUGUGGAAGUGCCCAAUGAGUUGUGCUUGUGCUGAAAACUUCUUGGUGCAUGCCAGGGUUAUAACAAAAAUGCAGUAUUUUAAGUA
Molecule: messenger RNA, 1654 nt
Organism: Erigeron canadensis
Lineage: Eukaryota; Viridiplantae; Streptophyta; Magnoliopsida; Asterales; Asteraceae
Product: mastermind-like protein 1
Exons: 7
Coding region: 279-1268 (329 amino acids)
Cellular component (GO): cytoplasm
Molecular function (GO): mRNA binding
Source: RefSeq, a predicted model, not a curated record